This is a messenger RNA of Emys orbicularis (European pond turtle), 1263 nucleotides long. It is a transcript of the gene B3GNT7, whose product is annotated as UDP-GlcNAc:betaGal beta-1,3-N-acetylglucosaminyltransferase 7. The transcript has 2 exons. The record is from RefSeq and is a predicted model, not a curated record. The coding region runs from base 1 to 1263 and encodes 420 amino acids. Gene Ontology annotation, molecular function: hexosyltransferase activity; UDP-glycosyltransferase activity. Gene Ontology annotation, cellular component: Golgi membrane. Lineage: Eukaryota; Metazoa; Chordata; Testudines; Emydidae.
AUGGCCGCCAAUUCGCUGACCUGCCAGGCGGAAGUCAUGGCCACAAGGAAGAGGACCUUCAUGGAGAGGAAGAAGACAAUCUACAAAAGUGUCUGCCUGUCCUUUGUGCUGGUGAUCAUGGUGACGGUGCUGCAGAGGGGGAUGACUCCUAGCCAUUUCAUGCAGGGCCAGCAGCAGAAAGAAUUGCACCAAGAGCCCGUGAAAGCUCAGAAGAGAGAUGGCAUCUUCUCCAAGACCGGAAACUUCUGGAAGAGCAAGAAGGAGAAGACCCACCUGGAGGCGGAGGGAGUCACCGAGAACCAGGUGAAAUCCUGGGACGUCACCACUAUCAAUUGCACGGCCAACCAGAACAUCAGCAAGUUGGACUGGUUCAAGGGGCUGGAACCCAACUUUCGGCAGUUCCUGCUUUACCGGCACUGUAGGUACUUCCCCAUGCUGAUCAACCACCCGGAGAAGUGCAGGGGUGACAUUUACCUGCUGAUUGUGGUCAAGUCCAUCAUCACGCAGCACGACCGGCGGGAGGCCAUCCGAAGGACCUGGGGCCAGGAGAAAGAGGUGGAUGGGAAAAAGAUCAAGACUCUCUUUCUGCUGGGCACGGCCUCCAAAGAAGAAGAGAGGGCCAACUACCAGAAGCUGCUGGAUUAUGAGAACCACAUCUAUGGGGAUAUCCUACAAUGGGAUUUCCUGGACAGUUUCUUCAACCUCACCCUCAAGGAGGUCCAUUUCCUAAAGUGGCUCAACAUCUACUGCGACAGCGUUCGCUUCAUCUUCAAGGGGGAUGACGACGUCUUCGUCAGCCCCAACAACAUCCUGGAGUUCCUGGACAACAAGAAGGAAGAAGACCUGUUUGUGGGGGAUGUCCUGUACAAGGCCAGGCCGAUCCGGAGGAAAGAGAACAAGUACUACAUCCCCAGCGCCCUCUACAACAAGAACAACUACCCCCCCUACGCGGGUGGUGGAGGUUUCCUCAUGGAUGGGCCCCUGGCCAUAAAGCUCCACAAGGCCUCGGAGACCUUGGAGCUGUACCCCAUCGAUGACGUCUUCCUGGGGAUGUGCCUGGAGGUCCUCAAGGUGGCGCCAGUCAGACACGAGGGCUUCAAGACCUUCGGCAUUGUGAAGAACAAGAACAGCAAGAUGAACAAGGAGCCGUGUUUCUACAGGAGCAUGAUGGUGGUUCAUAAACUGUUGCCCCUGGAGCUGCUCCAGAUGUGGAACCUGGUCCACAGUAACUUAACCUGCUCCAGAAAGCUCAACGUCCUUUAG